AUGUGGAAGAAACGCUGCAAGUCAACGCCAGGGACGGCCUGUCACCUCCGGGGUCAGACACGAACUGCUCUGGUUGGUGCUGACAGCCCCCUCCUCACGCCUCACUCCCCACCCCAUCCUCUUCCGCCCAGUGCCCUCGCCACCCGGCUGCUCCACCAGCAAGACCCUCCAUCUCUGGGCUCCGGCCAUUGGGCGACCACCGCCGCAGCUGGACCUCUCUGCUCUGCCCUCCCAGCUAACCUACGGAAGCUUCCCUAUUUCCCACAAUUCCAGCGCCUCCUUCUGGGGCUUAUGUCCAAAGCUGCUCUGAACGGGUCUGAUUUGCAGGUCGUUGGCGCAGAGCGAUGGCGUCGCCGUGACGUCACCGUCGCGCGCAGCCCGGACACCGGCUGGGAGCGCGCCGGCCGCCGCCGCGGCCACUGGUGGGGGCGGGUAUCCUGGCCUCGGGUGGGUUGGGAGGGCGCGCGCCGUCUGCGCGGCGGGGCCCUGCCCGGCCACCGACGGAGGCCCGGCGCCGCACCCCCGAGGGAGGGCUUAGCCGGCCUCGUUCUGUUCUUAUGCGACCCUCACAACCACCCUGGGAGGGUCACCAUGAUGACAUCCAAGCCAAAGAGAAUUAAGUUUUCUGAAGAAGAGAAGAUUGUGAUCCUGGAAGAGUUCAGCCUGCGCAAGGACAUCCUCAUCCCCAAGACCGGCCGCUACCGCAACACGUCGGACCGGCAGCAAGCCUGGGAGGAGAUCACGAUGGCCGUGAACUCGCUGAACCCCCUCGUCCAGCGCACGCCCGAAGAGGUCCGCAAGAAGUGGAAGAACAUGAUCCUGGACGCCCGCAAGGAGCUGGCCACCGCCAAGCACCCCCUGCUGCGGCGGCGCCCCCAGGAGCGCCUCUUCCAUAACAUCUUUGCCCUGUUCAACAAGACGGGCUCCGAGCUCCCCGAGCCGCUGUACGCGACGGGCCCCGGCUUUCGGACUAAAGGUCCCCCCAGCCCCUCCGAGCCCGCCUGCAAGGUGGAAGGCUUUCUGGACCCCGGCCUGGUGCUCCGGCCCCAGGGCGUCGCCGUGGAGCCCGGCCAGGAGAGGGAGGGUCUCUGUCAGAUUGAGGUGAGCAGGAAACUGGACUCUUGGCCCGAGGUCUCGGGGAAGAGCCUCCUCCCAUCCCCCGUGGACGUUCAGGCCCGAUUCAAGGAGGACGCUCUGACCGAAGAUGCCUCCGACUACAGUGAGAAGAGGCUGCUUGACCCACUGAAGGACUUGCCCCUGCACUGUGAGCCCGUGGCCCAGGUGCACCCCGCCGCGGCCGGCGGGGCCGUCUCGCCCGAGGGUCCGCCCGGGGACCUGCCCCACCUCUGCACGCUGCCGGUCCCGGCGAGCCCGUCCCCGGACCCGGCUCUGACUUAUAAGAUUAAAUGCCCCGUCAGCCCCUUGCUAGACUGGCCCUGCUUGGCAGUGAGCGCCAGCCCCGUCACGCCCAGUGGCCGCUUGGACCCUCUGAGCACGGAAGGAAUCCACACCGCCAUGACCGACAACGUGAGCGCCUCGGUGGUGACCGCGGAGGAGGACUUGCUGCCCGGCCCCCGGCCCGGCGAGGAGGGGCUGCCAGAGAAGGAUUCUGGGGAAGUGGCCAAGCAGAGUCGCCUCCAGACGGAGAUACUGGAGCUGCAAAAGGAAACGCUGCAACUGCAGAAAGAGAAGAUUCUCCUGGAAAAGGAGAAACUGGUCCUGGAGAUCGUCAAGCUGCGGCGGGAGCUGGGCACCUGAGCUGCCCGCGGCCCACAGCCUGAACUGCUGGGGGGAGAUCCCAGAGCUUCCCGGCUGCCCACGCCCAGGGGUCUUUUCCUCCACGGCGCCUGGCUGGGCCCACCCCAGGCCAAGCCGCCUCCUCUUGCUCCUCUGAUGUCACUCAGCAGUUGUGCCCUGACUCGGGGGGCGGGGGGCUGGGGGCUGGCUCCCUGUGGCCUGCCCCUGGAAAGGAGCCCUGAGGAUCCCUUUUGAGUUGGGCCGGGAAGGGGGUAAGAGGCUCCCAGCCCAGACUUUGCCCCUUGGGGCUCUGCCUGGGCAGGGUGGGGUCAGGGACCUGAAGCGAGAGGUCCUGGGGGUGGGGAGGAGGGCGGAGACCCAGGCUUCCAGCCAGCACUCUGUCGUCCCCCCCCAAUUUCGGGACAGGCCCCUCCACUGGUCAAAGGUCAAAUCAACAAGGAUCGAUUUCUCAGGCCCCAUCCAAGGGGACUGUCUGGGAUCCCUGUGCCAGAAACCUUUGCCUGUGGGCUCUCUCUGUUCUCUGCCGUCAGAGGAGUAAAAGCACCCGGGUUUCCUUCUCGUUG
Messenger RNA from Antechinus flavipes (yellow-footed antechinus), 2321 nucleotides. RefSeq lists its product as uncharacterized. Lineage: Eukaryota; Metazoa; Chordata; Mammalia; Dasyuromorphia; Dasyuridae. Bases 1 to 1758 code for a protein of 585 amino acids. The transcript is spliced from 5 exons. The record is from RefSeq and is a predicted model, not a curated record. Gene Ontology annotation, cellular component: nucleus.